Procambarus clarkii (red swamp crayfish) is the source of this 933-nucleotide messenger RNA. The record is from RefSeq and is a predicted model, not a curated record. Lineage: Eukaryota; Metazoa; Arthropoda; Malacostraca; Decapoda; Cambaridae.
AUGCACCACCGGACUGGAAUAUGUACCACCGGACUGGAAUAUGCACCACCGGGCUGGAAUAUGCACCACCGGACUGGAAUAUGCACCACCGGACUGGAAUAUGUACCACCGGACUGGAAUAUGCACCACCGGACUGGAAUAUGCACCACCGGGCUGGAAUAUGCACCACCGGACUGGAAUAUGUACCACCGGACUGGAAUAUGCACCACCGGACUGGAAUAUGCACCACCGGACUGGAAUAUGUACCACCGGACUGGAAUAUGCACCACCGGACUGGAAUAUGCACCACCGGACUGGAAUAUGCACCACCGGGCUGGAAUAUGCACCACCGGACUGGAAUAUGCACCACCGGACUGGAAUAUGCACCACCGGACUGGAAUAUGCACCACCGGGCUGGAAUAUGCACCACCGGACUGGAAUAUGUACCACCGGACUGGAAUAUGCACCACCGGACUGGAAUAUGCACCACCGGACUGGAAUAUGCACCACCGGACUGGAAUAUGCACCACCGGACUGGAAUAUGCACCACCGGACUGGAAUAUGCACCACCGGACUGGAAUAUGCACCACCGGACUGGAAUAUGCACCACCGGACUGGAAUAUGCACCACCGGACUGGAAUAUGCACCACCGGACUGGAAUAUGCACCACCGGACUGGAAUAUGCACCACCGGACUGGAAUGUGUACCACCGGACUGGAAUAUGUACCACCGGACUGGAAUAUGCACCACCGGACUGGAAUAUGCACCACCGGACUGGAAUAUGCACCACCGGACUGGAAUAUGCACCACCGGACUGGAAUAUGUACCACCGGACUGGAAUAUGCACCACCGGACUGGAAUAUGCACCACCGGACUGGAAUAUGCACCACCGGACUGGAAUAUGCACCACCGGACUGGAAUCAACACCUUGUGAAGCAUAAAAUCAAAAUUUAA